UGGCACACAUCCGAUUUAAAUCGUCUUUUUGAAAAGAGUACUACGCCGGUAAAUAAAUCGCUUACAAUGGAUAUAUAAUAUAUUUGUUACGCUUUUAUUCUUUAAACAUGUCCAAAGGAAGAUAGCACUAACAAGACGGCCCAAGAAAUAUAUAAAUGAUUGAGCGGAAAUAUCCCCAUUUUGUGCUGCACCGACUGUCGCCAUGUUCAAAACGGCGAAGCUUUAUUGUGCGUCCAGGAUUUGUCCAGCAAUGCUUUUUAAAUAAAGAAACGGCUUGUUUGAAUCAUUUCAGGCAAACAACAUGAUUGAGCUUCCCAACUACAGCAGCCAGCUGAUGCAGCAGCUGUGGGCUCUGAGGACGGAAGACCACUUUUGUGACUGCACUAUCCUUGUAGGAGGCAACCCUCACCGUGCACAUAAACUGCUGCUGGCGGCUUCCAGUAUGCUCUUCAGGUCACUGCUGCAGAGUUCUGACACAGUCUCCAUUGACACAGCGUUGGUCUCCUCGCAGGAGUUUGACUGCCUGCUGGACAUGGUCUACACGGGCAAGCUGCCUCUCGGCAAGCACAACGUGAGCCGGAUCAUCGCAGCCGCAGACAGCCUGCAGAUGUUUGACGUGGCUGUGAGCUUUAAAAACGUCCUCACCAACAUCAUCAACCACCAGCCGUCUCCCUCCUCCACUUCUCUGACAUCCACACACAUCACAACCUUGCCCUCAACCAACAAACUCGAAAGUGAGAGUUCAAAGAGUCCAAAUCCUGACGCUACAGCUCCACCGUGUUCGGAUGUGUCAGUUGAUGGUGCGAUGAAAUCAACGGAGAAAAAUGACAGUGGAGAGGAGCCCCCAUGUAAAAAAGUCUGCCAGGAGCUUUCAAAACCCUCUGCGUCUGAAGAAAGUGUUGCACCUGCAAGUGCAGACGAAGAGUCCACCAAGUCCCCGCCUGCUUGUUUGCAGUUGAUGGAGCUCCUCGCUAACAUGCCAGAUGUUGUCCAGCUGCUAAGUCAAGCAGCUCACAGCUGUCUGGAUGAAGGGGAGAGACAGCUUGUGAAAGAGUCAUGUGACCUUUCGGAUGCUAAAUCAUCGGUGAAGAAGUUGAUGAGUGACGUGGAGAAGGGACUCAUCGGCGAGCACGCUCUCCUAAGGCUGCUGCUCUGUGUCCAGCAGAAAGCUCCGUCCUCCUUCCCUGUAAAGCUGCUCUCUCAGCUGCAGGACACAGACAAAAUCGCUCAAGGGCCAGACGGACACCAGAUUGAAGCUAAGGAGGACAGCACAAGUGACAUGAAGUCUGCUGACGAGGAAGAUGAAGACGCGUCCAGUCUAUCUUCCAAGUCGUACUGCUGUCACUGGUGCAAGAAGACUUUUGCCUACAGGUGUCGACUGCUGGCCCACAAGAAGCGAUGCACCAAGUCUGGGGACGCCCAGCUGCAGUGCCCACAUUGUCCCGACAAGAUGGCCAACCAGCGUGCUCUACAGCGCCACCUAACUGACGCUCACCCCAACAGUGACGGAGCCAAGAAGAAGAAGACAAGCUGUGACCUCUGUGAACGGACUUUUGCGCACCCAUCAGGUAUGAUUUACCACAGGAGGACAGAGCACUUUGACGAGAAGCCGUUUGCUUGCAAGACAUGCGGUGCCAGGUUUUCCGCUACCUCGUCACUGAAAAAUCACAUGCGGCUGCACACGGGAGAGAAACCAUACCGCUGUAAACACUGCGACAUGAGUUUCAGCGUGACGGCGGCACUGUCGUACCACACCAAGAAAAAACACUCCGAGGGCAAGAUGUACGUGUGUCAGUAUUGCAAGGCCGUCUUUGCCCAGUCCAUUGAGCUGUCGCGACAUGUGCGAACACACACUGGCGAUCGCCCAUACGUGUGUCGGGAAUGCGGUAAAGGUUACAUUCAGGCCAGUGGAUUGACUGCACACCUGCAGACUUUUCAUAACAUGCAGCAUCCUCUGGACUGUCUAAAGUGCUGCCUCAGCUUCCAGACUUUAGAGGAGCACCAGAAGCACGUAGCGGAAUUCCAUGUUAAAGAUUUCCACAAGUGUUCCACCUGCAAUAAGGUGUUCACCAGCACCGUCCUACUGGAAAAACACAAGACUCUACACACGGGAAUCAAACCUUUCACUUGCAACCUGUGCAACAAGUCUUAUCAGCAACUGUCUGGACUGUGGUACCACAACAGAACCAAUCACCCUGACAUAUAUACCAGCCAAACGCGACAGCUGAAGACUUUGGUCCAGUGUGAGACCUGUUUCCGAUUCUUCCCCAGUUCCGCCAGCUUGGCCAAACACACACAAAGUGAACAUGAAGGUCUUGCAGCAUCUUCCAUACACUGCCCGCAUUGUCAAAUAGUGUUUGGCGGGCAUGAUGAGUUGCAGGAACAUAUCAACUCCCAGCACACCAAAGGUGUCAAUCAAUGGAUCUGUCCACUGUGCGACCUUGUUAGCUCCUCCCACUUGCAGCUGCAGGAGCACCUGUCUUCCCACAUGGAGGCACAGGAAGAAAGUGAGGAGCAAACUGCUACAACACACAAGGCAACAUCUGAAGAGCAAGCAGCAGGUGAUGGUUCUGCUGAGCACCCUCAACUAGCUGUCACCCAACAGGUGUUUGUGGCUGUAGACAACCCAGCAGAGGUGGUGGAGGUCAACAUGUUUGACCUCCUGAACAAUUCUGUCACCUUCAUCUGUGAAGACAAAGCACCCGAAACAUCGUAGUUCAUAGCAGCCUUUUGUCAGGAAAUUCCUUGCAACAUUAAUUAUAUUUAUGGAUUUUCCCUCUCGGCAAAUAUUCUUCAAAGCAAGAAAACUAAGACUACGUUUACACUGCAGGCCAAAGUAGAUUUAAAAAAAAUAAUGUGAUUGGCAACACUAAAUGUGUGAAUGAUGUCUGUCUGAGGAUGUACCCUGCCUUCAGCCCGAAUGCAGCUGGGCUAGUUAGGCUCCAGCACCCUCUACACCCUCCAGAGGGACAAGCGGUAGCAUACGGAUGAUUUUUGCAGUUGUGUUUACACUGCAAGUAAAAUGUGAUCUUUAUCAGACUGUAAACUGGCACAGGCCCCAAUGUGGCCUCAACGUCACUUGCAAGCGCAGUUGGAUAAAGUGAAAACAAAGGACGUUGACCAGAUUCCCUAAAUCAACAAGGAAGUCGCUACUACUGUCUACUUCUCUUCCUUCAAAUAAUUGUUUUUUUCCUCGUGAAAAUAAAUAAAAGCAAUAUAAUGUAUGAAUGGAUGUCCAAACUGAUAUAUUUGGGAGGGGUCUAAUCUUUUAAUUGCUGUUAAAGUAGAGAUAACACGGACAUCAGUGUGGAUCUUUGUGAGCUUUAUUUUUCAACUCAAACAACUAACGCAAUGUACGUAAAAUGUAAGCAAAUACGUGACAGCAUCAAUUCCUUUAACUAUCGCUAUUUAUUUGGCAUCAAAAAAUACUUUGCUCACCGAAACUGGAUGUUGUGAUGAAGUAUCCACUUCCGUGAGAAGGCUGUCGCUGCGGCUGCAGACUGUACUCUUAAGUCGCGCCCUCAAGCUUGACUACGACAAAAGUGAACAGCGUUUUAAAGACGUGCAAACAGUGGUGCUGAUAAGGUGAGAGUGCACACUUAGUUUGAUCCAAGGUGGCUAAUGUAACGCAUGGUUGGUUGUUGAAUGUAUCGCUUUUUCCAGCUGCACUUCCAUUGUCGUCACCCUUGUGGGCACGUCUUUAAGUUGACUCUACUUCGUUUGGGCACGACUUUUAGACUUGAAGCUUAUGAGACUUAAGAGUAGUUCUGCGCGGCCGUAGCUAGACCUACCUGAUUUCCACUGGCAAGCUGCGUCUUUUUCUGCGCACACAAAUGAGUAGAUUGCUCAAAACUAACGAAAAAGUGUCUCAUUUGAAAAGAUCAGAUUCGGACUGCCUAAAAGUCAGUCACUCAAAUUUUACUUGCAUAGCCCUUAAUCACUAAUUUCUCAAAGGGCUGCACAAACCACAAUGACCUCUUCUCAGCUACCACUUCAGGACAAGAAAAAAACUCAACCCAAUGGGAAUAAUGAGAAACCUUGGAAGGGACCGCAGAUGUGAGGUUCCGACUUGGAACAGCCCCCGAAUCCUUUGUGGAGGCUGAUCUGCGGUCAGCUGAUAACCUCUCAAUGCAGGAGAGGGGGGCAGAGCAGAAAAGAGAGAAAACAGAUCAACUGGUCUAAAAAAGGGUCUAUUUAAAGGCUAGAGUAUACGAAUGGGUUUUAACAUGAGGCUUAGAUACUUCUACUCCUGUCGUGGCCUGAAUCUGCUGCGAAAAGAGCAGAUUAGAAGCACUCUGGAGCAAUGCGUUUCACUUGAGGGCAAACAAAAUCUGAUUUGGUGUGCAGUGUAAACGGGCUUUUAUGUACAUCCAGUUUGCUCUCCAGUCUUUUGAAGUUAGUAAUUAGUCUACCAAUAAUAAUUAGGCAUGUGAAUUAACAGUAUUUUGUGUUCUUGUAUUCUCAAGUCCAAAUACACAAAUAGUUUUUCUGAUAUUUACAUUCCUAAAACAAACAAUAGGAUUACAAUAAAAGAUGUGAUAAGUGUAGAUUUUAAGCUUUACAGAAAAAUAUUCUUUUAACUAAUAAAUGUAUCAAUUAAUUUGGGAAUUGUGAUUCUUUCUUUUAAAGGGGAAGUGCACUUUUUGUGGAUUUGUGCCUAUCAUUCGAAAUCCUUUUGUGAGACAAGAACAUGUUUUUCUUUUUUUAUGCAUUAUAAAGAGUAAAUAAAUACGAACAAGUCUGCUUACAAUGCAGCCGAUGCGAGCCACUGUAUUCUGCCUGUAAAUCCCUUAAAAUAACUCCCAAACACCUCCAUUAAGCUUUUAUAUACAUGAUGUAAGUAUAUAUGUAAUGUAGCAACAGGCACAUUUACAAAAUGUACUUCUUUUCAUAAUUUUAAGCAUAUGCAUGAAUUAAAAAAAACAAAUCAGAAUGUUCACUUUUCUUCCAACAUCACUGAUCACUACUCACUGCAGACUUUGACAGCCAACACAAAUACAUUAAUAAAACAUCACUUACUGUACAGGGUCGGCUGUCAUUAGGAUGCUAAAUGAGAUAAUCAUAUUUUAUUCCCAUUUUGAUAUAGGCUAACUCAAAAAACAGGUGGAACCAAGCGUUUUUUUCAAGUCGUUCUUGCCAUAUCCAGGUCUAAAUUUGCUGUCAAAGUACCAACUUGCCAAAGGAAGCAGCUCACCAGUCAAUGAAGUCUACAUAGGCACAAACACUACACAGGAGUGACCACGGCACCUCUAUAAAUAGUUCGCCUGCGGGGGGAAUCGCUGGAGCCUAUCUCAGCUGCAUCCCUGGACAAGUCGCGUCCUCAUCACAGGGCCAACACAGCUAGGGGAUCAAUAUUCAAGUGACAAAAUGUAAAUGAUGUAUUGUUGGUGCUUUUUGCAUUUUUCUUUAAUUGGUUUUAAUGGGCGGAAUAGAGGAUUGGCUCUGUUGUAAGCAUACUUUUAUUCACAAAUUAGGAAGCAUUAAAAAAAAUACAUCUACCAUGUUCCUCAUUAUGCUUCUCGAUAGGCAAAAUUCCAAACAAGUGCAGUUCCCUUUUAAGUAGAUACAGUACUUUCCAUAAAAUACUGCAAUUCAAAUGAUCGUACAAAAUGAUACAGAAUGUUUCAGUCAAUAAAGUAUUUGAUUUCUAUUA
Messenger RNA from Nerophis ophidion (straightnose pipefish), 5653 nucleotides. RefSeq names its product zinc finger and BTB domain containing 40 (gene zbtb40). The record is from RefSeq and is a predicted model, not a curated record. The transcript is spliced from 12 exons. Gene Ontology annotation, cellular component: nucleus. Bases 302 to 2716 code for a protein of 804 amino acids. Gene Ontology annotation, molecular function: DNA-binding transcription factor activity, RNA polymerase II-specific; RNA polymerase II cis-regulatory region sequence-specific DNA binding; protein binding. NCBI's taxonomy places the organism in Eukaryota, Metazoa, Chordata, Actinopteri, Syngnathiformes, Syngnathidae. Gene Ontology annotation, biological process: regulation of transcription by RNA polymerase II.